AAUAAAAAGUUUUGGCGCAGUCAGCUAAGGGCAGAGGAUUUACAGGAAAGAACGAAAACUACACAAAUUACAUUCGAAAAAAAAAAAAUAAAAAAAAAAUAAAAAAAAUCGGCUCUAUCUUUUUACCACAUAAACUAAUAGCACCAACCCCAAGUACAAGGAAACAUGUCCGCUGCAUCGAAGAAUAACGUUGAAGAGGCUCAGCGCAAGGGCGACUUUACCAUCAAGCCAGAGUCUGCCACUCCUUCACUCAACACAGCUGACUGGCCAUUGUUGUUGAAGAACUACGAUAAACUCAAUGUCCGCACUGGUCAUUACACUCCUAUCCCUAGCGGAUGCUCCCCCUUGAGACGAGAGCUUACUGAGUACAUCAGGUAUGGUGUCAUUAACUUGGAUAAGCCUGCCAACCCUUCCUCGCACGAAGUUGUCGCUUGGGUCCGUCGUAUUCUUCGUGUUGAAAAAACUGGCCACAGUGGCACACUUGAUCCCAAGGUCACUGGAUGCUUGAUUGUUUGCAUUGAUCGUGCAACUCGUCUGGUCAAGUCUCAGCAAGGUGCUGGUAAGGAGUACGUCUGUGUUCUUCGUCUUCACGAUGCUAUCGAGUCCGAGAAGAAGCUUGCUCAGACCCUCGAGACGCUGACGGGUGCUUUGUUUCAGCGUCCUCCUCUUAUCUCAGCUGUCAAGCGACAACUUCGUAUCCGUACGAUUCACCAAUCCAAGCUCAUCGAAUUUGAUAACGAUCGUCAUCUGGCUGUUUUCUGGGUUGCUUGUGAGGCUGGAACAUAUAUGCGUACGAUGUGUGUGCACAUGGGCUUAUUGUUGGGCGUGGGAGGACAUAUGCAGGAACUUCGCCGUGUUCGUUCAGGACAUAUGGGAGAGGAAGACGACAUUGUGACGAUGCAUGAUGUUUUGGAUGCUCAGUGGAUGUAUGAUAACACCAAGGAUGAAUCGUACCUUCGUAGGGUGGUUCGUCCUUUGGAGACACUGCUGACAACAUAUAAGCGUGUGGUGGUUAAGGACAGCGCAGUCAAUGCCAUUUGCUAUGGAGCCAAGCUGAUGAUUCCUGGCUUGCUUCGUUACGAGUCCGGUAUUGAGGUUAACGAGGAGGUGGUGCUGAUGACUACUAAGGGCGAGGCCAUUGCAUUGGGUAUUGCUCAGAUGACUACGGCAGUCAUGGCGACUUGCGACCAUGGAGUGGUGGCCAAGAUCAAGCGUGUGAUCAUGGAGCGUGAUACCUAUCCUCGUCGCUGGGGAUUGGGGCCCAAGGCUCAGGAAAAGAAGAAGCUGAUUAAGGAUGGCAAGCUGGACAAGUACGGACGCACGACCGAUGCUACACCAGAGAACUGGAAGAAGGGGUAUGUUGACUUCAACCGUGAGGACGCUGCUGCUCCCAAUGCCGCUGCAAUUGCUUCCGCUGUCUCUAAUAUUACUGCUUCUGCCAAAGCAGAAGAUGACGAGGAAAAGAAGCGCAAGGCUUCUUCCAGUGACUCUGAAUCCGAGAAGAAGAAGGAGAAGAAGAAAGCCAAGACUGAGGAAAAGAAGGAGAAGAAGGAGAAGAAAGACAAGAAAGACAAGAAGGAAAAGAAGGAGAAGAAGGAAAAGAAGAGUAAGAAGGAGGAUUCUGAUUCUGAUUAAGCAUAUUUUAUCAUUAACAAUAUAUUAUGUUUUACUAUUUUUAUUUUAUUUUUAUGGUUAUCGUUCACAUCAUUUUCGCAUUACAAUAAACACUCGGGAGG
Messenger RNA from Lobosporangium transversale, 1736 nucleotides. Its product is annotated as pseudouridine synthase. Gene Ontology annotation, molecular function: RNA binding; pseudouridine synthase activity. The record is from RefSeq and is a predicted model, not a curated record. Bases 166 to 1635 code for a protein of 489 amino acids. The transcript is spliced from 4 exons. NCBI's taxonomy places the organism in Eukaryota, Fungi, Mortierellomycota, Mortierellomycetes, Mortierellales, Mortierellaceae. Gene Ontology annotation, biological process: mRNA pseudouridine synthesis; rRNA pseudouridine synthesis; snRNA pseudouridine synthesis. Gene Ontology annotation, cellular component: box H/ACA snoRNP complex.